AGACGUGUGCAUCGCGACGAAAGGUGGUAGGAGUGUGGGCCUGGAGUCGGUCGGCAAUAUGGCUGGCUAGAUGUGCAUUGGUAGGGUGUUGGGGUGGUGUUAGUGCCGUACGUUAUUUAUGUCGAACUACCGCAAAUCCUGCCCGAAUCUCGCGUGUUUUCAUGGAAUCGGUGACAUACUGUGCAGAAGCAGAAAUACAGCUUGCAUGAAGACAUAGCAUACGCUUCCGAGUCAAACAAACAUGAACGAAGUGAGCAUAUCGUCCGCUCGUGCGUCGGUAAUGGUAUAUGACGACGUUAAUAAAAAAUGGGUACCGAGUGGCAGUUCCUCAGGACUUUCCAAAGUACAGUUAUAUCAUCACCAGGUGAACAAUACGUUCCGCGUGGUGGGAAGAAAGUUGCAGGAUCACGAGAUCGUCAUCAACUGCGCGAUCCUCAAGGGAUUGAAGUACAAUCAGGCGACAGUCACGUUUCACCAAUGGCGAGAUAACAAGCAAGUAUAUGGUCUGAAUUUCUCCAGUAAGGACGACGCCGACGCAUUUGCCAGAGCGAUGCUGCAAGCGCUCGAUGUGUUGAGCAAUGGGAGCAACAUAUCGAGGAGCCUUGCGCCUGCCUCAGCCACCCAACAGCAAUCCGUCUUUCAGCAACAACAACCGACUAACACCCAGUAUGACGAGGACAUGGGAUACAGAACCAUGACCAGGGAAGACGUGGCGAUCAUUCAAGAACGCAGAAUGUCUCAGCAAAGUCAAGCGACGAACAGUCCGAACGCAAUUUCCCCGAGUUGUCCUCUUGCAUCACAGCAGCAGCAGCAGCAGCAACAACCACCCCCUCAACAGCAACAACAACAACAACAGCAACCACCUCAACAAUCCGUGCAGCAACAGCAACCACAGCCACCGGCGCCGCCACAACCUCCGCAACAACAACAACAACAGCAGCAACAUCAGGCUCAGUCACAACAACAGCCACAAUCCGGACAUCACAGAACAUCGUCGGCACCACCAGCUCCCCAGCCUCAACAGCAAACUGUUUUGCAAUCGAUGCAAGUCACCGGUGGUAUGGGGACCGGCGCGGGUCAAAUAUCGAGCGGUGGUGCACCUCCGAUACCACCGCCUCAGCCUCCUAUGGCAAUUGCAGCUCCACCGUGUCCACCGGCAAUGAUAAACUUUAACGCACCGGUACCACCUCCGAUGAUGAUGAACCAAUACGCGCAGUCACCGUCGUCUCAAUCAAAUCUGCCGAAUCAGUCUCAAACACAGUCGAUUUAUGGUAGCAGUCAAGGCAAUCAAUACGGAGGCACGCCGAACAAUAGUCAGUAUGCGACCGUGGCUGUCGUCGGGCAAAGUCCAUGUCAGUAUUCCUCCGGAAAUCAGAACAACUUCUAUAAUAACAACGGGCAAGUUAGCAAUGCGUAUCCGAGUGGUCAGCCGGGACAAGGAAACCAGUACGGUGGCGGUGGUAAUAAUAAUGGUGCGGGUGGUGCUGGUGGAAAUCAGUAUGGGAGUAGUAACUCGCUUGGCCAGUAUGCGAGCAGCGGAUCUGCGACAACCGGCCAAUAUGGGGUAGGUGUCAACGUUGGUGUUGGCCAGCCGAAUCAGUCUCAGUACAGUGUCGUAUCUCAGGCACAGGCACAGUACGCCAGCGGUCAGAUACAGGCAGUUUCGGGCGCUACGAAUCCAUACGGAACACCAUCAAACUCGGUGAAUCAGUACAGCGGCAGUGGAGGUGGUGGCGGUGGCAGCAGUGGUAGUUGCGGGAACAGUGCUGGCAGUGGCAAUACCGUCCCUGGCAGUGGACAUCACGUACCACCGGUUAAUCCUAAUAUUUAUGCUCCCAUUGGCAAUGCCGGUCCUCAACCUCCUCCUAUGAUUCCGCUGGGUGGACCUGCCGCUCCUCCACCACCUCCUCCACCACCUGCUCCGAAAGUCAACGCCGUCAACCUAAAUCCUCUUUCUGCAUCUGGUUCCACUGGAUCCGUAAGCUCCAUUGCCACUAGCGAACCAUCGCCAGAUUCCAAUUCAUUGGCUGCUGCAAUUCAAGCGACUCGCCUCAAAAAGAAACAGCAGGCAUCACAGCAACCAGUGGAAAAUAGUGGUUCCAGUACUAGCAGCAGCGGAAGUGCUGGAAGCAGUGGGAAUUAUGGCACCCUAGGAAGGGGCGGAGCUGGUGGUAUGGCUUCUAUGAUGGAUGAGAUGGCUAAAACUUUAGCUCGUAGACGAGCUGCUGUUGAGAAAAAACAACCGGAACAACCACAAGAACCUGAAAGUUCACCCGAUAAGAAAUCAUGGGAUAAGAACAGUUUGUCAAAUAAUAAAUUCUCGAACGGUGCCGAAUCACCGAAAUCAGUUCGCAAGAGGUUUGGUUCUGCUUCCGAGGAUACGCUUCUAAAAGUAAACGGCGUUAAUGACGGGGCUGUGCUCACUGCUCAAGAAAUGGAGGCAUUUAAAGCAGAGAUCAUCAAGGAAGUGCGCAAAGAAUUUCAAAAGAUGAAACAGGAGAUUGUAGAUGUUGUCAGAGCAGAACUGAGUAGAAGAUAAAGAUGAGACGCGGACCAGUUUGAAUUAAAGCGAAGAAAGAACGAAUUCUACUGCUGUGUAGAUCAACCGAAACGAUCAUCGACAACUGUACACGAUUUUUUUUUUUUUUUUUACUACAUAUUUGCGAAAAUGGAAUGCAGUUAUACCCCAUGUAUAUCAAACAUGUUUGUGUGUAAGUACAUUAUAUCUAAUCUAGUGUUCUAAGUGAACCGUACCCUUUUGGUUGCUUACUGAACGAUUGGUAAGCAACGCGAACUUUGGAUAAAAUCGAUUCUGAUUCUACCAAUUCGAUGCACAACACACAUCACGGAUCACCUACUACGUUUGCAUCCGUAUUAGUCUUCGGUGGUAUCGUACAAUUUUCUCUUCAAUCAAUGACGAUUGCCGUGCUCCAUAUCUUGACAAGUAUUAUUCAUAGUUAAAUCGAGCAACCUAACGUGACGUAACAUAAAAUUUAAUCCCACGCACAAUGGAAAACGCUUGCGUUUCUAUGUAAAUAUCACAGAAUUUAAUCUAGCGGAAGAUACGUAAAAGAAAAUUUGUAAGAUUCCUUUAGUCUUAGAUGCAUUUAAAUUGAGACGUAAUAGAAGUUACGUGCAUUGAACUUUUUCGCGAUCGUGAUGCAACUUUAAUAUUUUCCAGCAUUUUCUUCCAAUCUCCCCCUUUUUUUUUAAUUAAAAUGCACGUCACACUUGUAAUUUAAAUUGAAUCUUGGAUUUUUUCGUACAUACCACCGCUACUUCCAUGUACAGAUUUCAUUAAUAACGCACAGCUCGAUACAUUCCAAGUCAAAAUAUUUCGGUACCGGACAACAGGUAGAACAGAAUAUUAAAAAGUGAUCAUCGACUGCCACAUAACUUUCAAACAAACGAACUUUUCGAUCGAUUCGAGAUGUUCGUUUCGCGACUUCUUUAAAUACACUCAUUGAUCUGAUCGUCAAACGAUUACAUCGAUUUUAUAUUUAUGCAUCAUUGAUCGCU
Molecule: messenger RNA, 3519 nt
Organism: Frieseomelitta varia
Lineage: Eukaryota; Metazoa; Arthropoda; Insecta; Hymenoptera; Apidae
Gene: ena
Product: protein enabled
Exons: 8
Coding region: 242-2539 (765 amino acids)
Biological process (GO): intracellular transport
Molecular function (GO): SH3 domain binding
Source: RefSeq, a predicted model, not a curated record